Rubroshorea leprosula is the source of this 1513-nucleotide messenger RNA. NCBI's taxonomy places the organism in Eukaryota, Viridiplantae, Streptophyta, Magnoliopsida, Malvales, Dipterocarpaceae. The record is from the annotation of a GenBank genome assembly.
CUUAACUCAUUGAUUGGUGGCAAAUCACCCCCUCAACCUCCUUCAUGGGCAAAUUAACCCCUCAACUCACCACUCACCUGCAGGGGCAAAUCAGCCCGGCUGUUAAGGAUGACGUCAUCGUUCCGUUAACAUUUAACGUGGGUAUGCCUUACCAUGACGGGCUCUUCUUCUUCGACAUCGCAUUCUCGCCCGAUUAUCCCAGUCGACCGUCGAUGGCUCACUACCGAUCUUUUGGGUAUCGGAUCAACCCAAACCUGUACGCGAACUCGAAGGUCUGUUUGAGUUUGAUUAACACUUGGGUCAGGAAAAAGAUUGAAAAAUGGAAUCCGAAUGAGUCAAUGGUUCUCCAACUUCUGCUCUCGAUUCAGGGUCUAGUUCUCAACGAAAAGCCCUGCUUCAAUGAGCCCAGCAAUGUCGCUUGGCCGGGUCGUUUCUGGGAGAAGAAAUCCGCCGCUUACAGUGAGGAUGCUUUCCUGCUGUCUUGCCGGACGAUGAUGCUUCUGAUCAAGCGACCUCCGAAAAAUUUCGAAGGCUUUGUUAUGAAGUACUUUAGGGAUCGAUCGAGCUUUAUUUUAUUGGCGUGUAAAGCUUACAAAAAUGGGAGUGCAAAGAUCGGGUAUUGCAACCAUCAGUGCGAAUCAUCAUCUUGUGUAUUAGAAAAGUUCAAGAAAUUGAUGAAACAACGGUACCCGGAGCUUGUGGUAACGUUUUCAAGAACUGGAGCUUCUCUGGGGAAUUUCGUCGAACAGGUGAAUGUUGGUAAGAAAACGGCGGCACCGGCGUCGGAGAGUCAAGCGAGGCCAAAACAUAAAGUUGACGAUGAAGAGGUUUCAAAAAUAGAAGAAGGUAUUGUUACCAAACCCACAACCAAUGGAGAUAACAGCCCUUCUUCUUCGACUACUCUUACAGCAACCACAACACAAAAGUUGAUUGCUGAGUUCAUAGGUACCUUCUUCCUUAUAUUUGCCGGCUGUGGCGCUGUGGCCGUCAACAAGGUCUAUGGAUCCAUAACCUUCCCUGGCGUUUGCGUGACAUGGGGUCUAAUCGUCAUGGUCAUGAUCUACUCAGUUGGCCAUGUCUCCGGUGCUCAUUUUAACCCAGCCGUUACCAUAGCUUCAGCUCUCCUUGGGAGAUUUUCAAUUUGGCAGGUUCCAUUGUACGUGGUGGCUCAAAUGGGAGGAUCAUUGAUAGCUAGUUUUGCACUAUCAGUAUUACUUCAUGAUCCUGUCUCCGCAACCAAAGCCACCACAGCUUUUUUUGGAACUGCACCAGUUGGAUCCAAUAUCCAGUCAUUUAUCGUCGAAAUCAUCAUCUCCUACCUCUUGAUGUUCGUCGUCUCCGCCUUUUCCACAGAUUAUAGAGCGGUAGGACAAUUCGGUGGAAUCACUGUUGGCAUGACUAUUCUAUUGAAUGUCCUUAUUGCUGGGUAAUUUCUCAAUUUCCCCCCGUAACCUUUUAAUCUAUUCAAUUAAGCCUGUUUGACUAGAUGAGUUAACAAAAUUAACGCUAAAAU